GAGAGAAAGAGUAGAUUCACAAGAUUGAACUAUCUGAUAGAUAGAGACUGUCAACUGUGGUUCGUGGGAACGGGUUUGAAGGAAGUUAAAUCAACUAACUGUAGAUUGUUUUGAGUGUAUCUACAGCUAGUUGUAUCAGAAAUGGCGACUCCGAUGGAGGAAGCAAGCCCUACCGAAUCGGAGUGUAUGACUACCGAUUCGGAAGCAAGUCGAGGGAAAUCAAGAACACCUAGGUUAGUGAUUGAAGAAAUUAUUAUGAGGAACUUCAAAUCCUACGCCGGUGAACAACGAGUCGGUCCUUUUCACAAGAGUUUUUCUUCUGUGGUUGGUCCGAACGGAAGUGGGAAGAGCAACGUGAUUGAUGCUAUGCUCUUCGUAUUUGGUAAGCGAGCGAAACAGAUGCGUUUGAACAAAGUUUCAGAACUAAUUCACAACUCCACUAACCAUCAGAAUCUCGAAAGUGCUGGUGUGUCAGUUCAGUUUCAGGAGAUUGUUGAUUUGGAUGAUGGUACAUAUCAAGUUGUUCCGGGAAGUGACUUUAUGAUAACUCGGGUUGCUCUCCGUGACAACACCUCAAAAUAUUACAUUAAUGACCGUGGGAGUAACUUUACGGAGGUUACAAAGAAAUUGAAAGGCAAAGGGGUGGACUUGGACAAUAACCGAUUUCUGAUUCUACAGGGGGAAGUUGAACAGAUAUCUCUAAUGAAGCCAAAGGCACAGGGACCCCACGACGAAGGUUUUCUUGAAUAUCUUGAGGACAUAAUUGGAACAAAUAAAUAUGUAGAGAAGAUCGAUGAGUCCAGCAAGCAACUUGAAGAACUCAAUGAAAAGAGGUCUGGUGUGGUGCAAAUGGUGAAGUUAUCAGAGAAAGAAAGAGAUAGCUUAGAGGAUGCCAAGAAUGAAGCUGAAGGGUACAUGUUAAAGGAGUUGUCAUUGCUGAAAUGGCAACAGAAGGCAACAGGAAUGGCUUCUGAGAAUGCUAGCUCUAAGAUUGUUGAAAUGCAAACAACUAUAUCCCAACUGGAGGAAAAUCUGAAAAUAGAAAAGGAGAAGAUUGGACAGAGUAAUAAAACACUGAAGGAACAAGAAACCUUGCACCAGAAGCAAAUGAAGAGACAAGAGGAGCUUGAAGGUAAUCUAAGAGUUUGUAAGGAAGAAUUUAAAGAGUUUGAAAGGCAGGAUGUCAAAUUCAGAGAAGAUCUUAAGCACAUGAAACAGAAGAUAAAGAAACUUGAUGAGAAAGCUGAGAAGGACUCAUCAAAGAUCAAUGAUAUUACAAAGGAAUCUGAGAAUGCUGCAACUUUGAUCCCACAACUGGAGGAUUGCAUUCCUAAAUUGCAAAUCAGUCUACUUGAAGAAGAGAAAGUCUACGAGCAAAUUAAAGAGAACUCAAAAGCUGAAACUGAGAUUUUGCACAAGGAGCUUGCUAAAGUUCGUACUGAACUGCAACCUUGGGAGAAACAAUUAAUUGAUCACAAGGGGAAACUAGAAGUCACAUGUACAGAAAUCAAACUCUUGAUGGAGAAGCAUGAAGCUGGCCAUAAAACCUUUGUGGAUGCUCAAAAGCAAUUGGCUGAGAUAGAAAGGGAGAUAGAAACAAAGACUGCUGAAGACACCCGCAUUCGGAAAGCUUUGGAGGAAAAUAAGCAUGCAAUAGUAGAAGCCCGUAAGAAAGAACAAACUUAUCUCAAUGAACAAGAGAAACUAAUUCCUCUUGAACAGGCUGCAAGGCAGAAAGUUACUGAGCUUCUAUCUGUUAUGGAAUCUGAGAAAAGUCAGAGUUCUGUGCUGAAAGCAAUUUUACAUGCCAAGGAGACGUCCCAAAUUGAGGGAAUCCAUGGUCGAAUGGGUGACCUUGGUGCUAUUGAUUCAAAAUACGACGUUGCAAUUUCAACGGCAUGCCCUGGACUUGAUUACAUUGUUGUCGAAACUACGGAGGCAGCCCAAGAAUGUGUACAGUUGUUGAGGAAAAAUAAUCUUGGUAUUGCCACUUUUAUGAUUUUGGAGAAACAAGUUGAUCAUAUAUAUGAAAUGGAGAAAAAAGUAACCGCACCGGAGGGAGUUCCACGUCUCUUUGAUUUGGUCAAUGUUAAAGAUGAGAGAAUUAAACUUGCUUUCUAUGCUUCCCUGCGUAACACUUUCGUGGCUAAAGAUAUUGAUCAGGCAACAAGAAUUGCUUAUGGCCCAAGGAAUGAACUUCGACGUGUUGUGACCCUUGAGGGUGCUCUAUUUGAAAAAUCUGGUACUAUGAGUGGAGGAGGAGGUAAGCCACGUGGUGGUAAGAUGGGGACUUCAAUUCGAGCCACUAGUGUUUCUGGAGAGUCUGUAUCAAGUGCUCAAGCUGACCUUUCUUCCCUGGUUGAAAAAUUGAGCAAUCUAAGACAAAACGUAGUUGAUGCUGUGAGGCGUUAUCAGGCAUCAGAAAAAGCAGUUUCAAAUUUAGAAAUGCAACUAGCAAAAGCCCAGACGGAGAUUGAAAGUUUAAACUCACAGUACCAUUAUCUUGAGCAACAACUUGGUACUUUGAAAUCUGCAUCAGAACCAAGGAAAGAUGAACUUGAUAAGCUGAAGGAGCUAAAGAAAGCUAUAUCGGCCGAAGAGAAAGAAAUUGAAAGGCUCACCACUGGGUCUAAGCAGCUAAAAGAAAAGGUGAUGGAACUCCAGAACAAAAUUGAGAAUGCGGGUGGUAAAAGAUUGAAAACUCAGAAGGAAAAAGUAGAGAAGAUCCAAUCUGACAUUGAUAAAAGCAGUACGGAUAUUAACCGUCACAAAGUUCAGAUAGAGGCAGGUCAAAAAAUGGUAAAGAAGUUAACGAAGGCAAUUGAUGACUCGGAGAAAGAGAAAGAACGACUCACCACAUUGAAGGAGACAUUACUCGCCACCUUUAAAGACAUUGAACAGAAAGCUUUUGCUGUUCAAGAAAAUUACAAGAAUAUACAGGAGAUGAUAGAACAACAUAAAGAUGUGCUUGAUAAAACAAAAACAAAUUAUGAGAAAGAGAAGGCAAUUGUGGACAGAUUGCGUUCUUCUCAGGUUGAUGAUGAGUACAAGUUGCAAGAUAUGAAGAAAUCUUACAAGGAAUUGGAAAUUAGGGAGAAAGGAUACAAAAAAAAGCUUGAGGAUCUGCAUGUUGCCUUUACAAAGAAUAUGGAACAGAUAAAGAAAGAUCUAGUUGAUCCAGAAAAGCUAAAAGCAACACUAUCGGAUAAUGCUCUUUCUGAAGCUUGUGACUUGAGAAGGGCCCUUGAAACUGUUGCACUAAUUGAAGCACAACUGAAGGAGAUGAAUCCGAAUCUUGAUUCCAUUGCUGAAUAUCGGGGUAAAGUAUCUGCAUAUAAUGAACGUGUAGAAAAUCUUAACUCCAUAACUCAAGAGCGUGAUGAUACGAAGAAGCAAUAUGAUGAAUGGAGAAAGAAAAGGUUAGAUGAAUUCAUGGAGGGGUUCAACAGAAUAUCCUUGAAAUUGAAGGAGAUGUAUCAGAUGAUCACACUUGGAGGUGAUGCAGAACUUGAGCUAGUAGACUCACUGGAUCCUUUCUCGGAAGGUGUUGUUUUUAGUGUUCGACCACCCAAGAAGAGUUGGAAGAAUAUUGCUAACCUCUCGGGUGGCGAGAAGACUCUCAGCUCAUUAGCUCUUGUAUUUGCGCUUCAUCAUUAUAAACCCACCCCACUUUAUGUUAUGGAUGAAAUCGACGCAGCUCUGGACUUCAAGAAUGUUUCUAUCGUUGGCCAUUACAUCAAAGACCGUACAAAAGAUGCACAAUUCAUUGUUAUCAGCCUUAGGAACAACAUGUUUGAGUUAGCUGAUCGACUAGUUGGAAUUUAUAAAACCGAUAACUGCACCAAGAGCAUCACAUUCGAUCCUGGGAGUUUUUCUGUGAAAAAUGUUUCUUAGUUACAGUUUGAUGAUCUUUUAUCUGCAGUCUGUUUUUGUAAGAAAAUGGAAAACUGAGCAAAUUCCAUUGACCAUGUAUGUUAAAAGUUUGUUCAUAUGUCCCAUGAACAUGGAACAUUUAUUUAGAAUAUAAUCCACUCAAAAUUUUAAGUUUGAUUCUCGUUUAG
Messenger RNA from Impatiens glandulifera, 4061 nucleotides. RefSeq names its product structural maintenance of chromosomes protein 4. The transcript is spliced from 28 exons. Bases 142 to 3894 code for a protein of 1250 amino acids. Lineage: Eukaryota; Viridiplantae; Streptophyta; Magnoliopsida; Ericales; Balsaminaceae. Gene Ontology annotation, molecular function: ATP hydrolysis activity; ATP binding; protein binding. Gene Ontology annotation, biological process: mitotic chromosome condensation. Gene Ontology annotation, cellular component: chromosome. The record is from RefSeq and is a predicted model, not a curated record.